Messenger RNA from Rhineura floridana, 4319 nucleotides. RefSeq lists its product as uncharacterized. The transcript is spliced from 2 exons. The record is from RefSeq and is a predicted model, not a curated record. NCBI's taxonomy places the organism in Eukaryota, Metazoa, Chordata, Lepidosauria, Squamata, Rhineuridae. Bases 960 to 1775 code for a protein of 271 amino acids.
AGUCAGGAGCCGAAAGAAGUACGCGCAGGGGUAACGGGCGCUUUGAAACGAGACUUGUUGAGGUGCGACUGCUGUAGGUCCCGGUAGCGUAGAGCUGGGGGAGCUGCCUCUCUUUGUAGCCUACCUAAGUGGGCUCCUUCUGGGUGGAAGGGCGAGGUAUGAAUUUAAUAAUAAAUAAGUGGCUGUUUUGCCAUUGCAUUUUCUUUUCCUGUUAUGAUAUACAAAUAGGUAUGAUUCUCUUGAACCGAGGCAAGACACCAAGCCUGCGGACCCACAGCAGGUAAUUAGUCUGGGAACAGGUGAUUCCAGCUCCGUCACUGCAAGCCCAUAGUGCCUGCUCGGAAGCAAGCUUCAUUGACCAGGAACUGGCGGAAGAACUCUCAGAACUGCUCUCUAUUAUCUUUGCAAAAUCAUAGAAGACUGGUGAAGUGCCGGAUGACUGGAGGAGAGCUAAUGUUGUCCCUAUCUUCAAAAAGGGCAAGGAGGAGGAACUGGGGAACUACAGACCAGUUAGCCUAACAUCAAUCCGUGGAAAAAAUCUGGAGCAGAUUAUAAAGCAGUCAAUCUGUAAGCACCUUGAAAGCAAUGCAGUGAUUACUAGGAGCCAACAUGGAUUUAUGAAGAACAAAUCCUGCCAAACUAAUCUUAUCUCAUUUUUUGAUUGGGUAACCUCCUUUGUAGACUGUGGGAAUGCUGUGGACAUAAUAUAUCUCGACUUCAGCAAAGCUUUUGACAAAGUGUCCCAUGAUAUUCAGAUUAGCAAGCUAGCUAAAUGGGGGCUGGAUGAAACAACUAUCAUAUGGUUCCACAGUUGGCUCCAGAAUUGUACUCAAAGAGUGCUUAUCAAUGGUUGCUUCUCAAACUAGGCAGAAGUAACCAGUGGGGUACCACAGGGCUCGGUCCUGGGCCCAGUGCUCUUUAACAUUUUUAUUAACGACUUGGAUGAGGAGGUACAAAGCAUGCUUAUCAAAUUUGCAGAUGAUACAAAGUUGGGGGGCAUAACUAAUACCGUGGAAGACAGAAACAAAAUUCAAAGGGAUCUUGAUAGGCUGGAGCAUUGGGCUGAAAACAACAGAAUGAAAUUCAACAGGGAUAAAUGCAAAGUUCUACACUUAGGAAAAAGAAACCAAAUGCACAGUUAUAAGAUGGGGGAUGCUUGGCUCAGCAGUAUGACAUGUGAGAAGGAUCUUGGAACUGUCAUUGAUCACAAGCUGAAUAUGAGCCAGCAGUGUGAUGUGGCUGCAAAAAAGGCAAAUGCUGUAUUAGGCUGCAUUAACAGAAGUAUAGUUUCCAAAUCGCGUGAAGUAUUAGUUCCCCUCUAUUCAGCACUGGUUAGGCCUCAUCUUGAAUACUAUGUCCAGUUCUGGUCUCUGCACUUCAAGAAGGAUGCCGACAAACUGGAACAGGUUCAGAGGAGAACGACAAAGAUGAUCAGGGGACUGGAAACAAAGCCCUAUGAGGAGAGACUGAAAGAACUGGGCAUGUUUAGCCUGGAGAAGAGAAGACUGAGUGGAGAUAUGAUAGUACUCUUCAAGUACAUGAAAGGUUGUCACAUAGAGGAGGGCCGGGAUCUCUUCUUGAUCUUCCCAGAGUGCAGGACACGGAAUAAUGGGCUCAAGUUGCAGGAAGCCAGAUUUCAACUGGACAUCAGGAAAAAGUUCCUAACUGUUAGAGCCAUACGACAAUGGAACCAAUUACCUAAAGAGGUAAUGGGCUCUCUGACACUGGAGGCAUUCAAGAGGCAGCUGGACAGCCAUCUGUUGGGAAUGCUUUGAUUUGAUUCCUGCAUUGAGCAGGGGGUUGGACUCAAUGGCCUUAUAGGCCCCUUCCAACUCUACUAUUCUAUGAUUCUAUGAAAAUACCAUCUGGUUUCCUCUACUGCUGUGAAAUCCUGUAGUGGUUAACUUCUAAUAUGGCUAAAAUUAUAGGCUCUUUAUGCCAGGGGUGGGGAACUUUUUUCAGUCUAAUGGCCAUAUUUCCUUUUAUGUGACCCAUGCCAGAGGGAGGGAGAGCCAGAGGAAAAUGUGGGCACAGCAAUGAAUGCAAAUUUUACUUUCGUAAAGUAGGCUAGUUUCUACUCACACUCACACCCUGCUUCUCUAUCCAGACAAGCACCAUCAUUCCAGCCAGGGUAAGUGAAAGGGUAAGCCUGGAGUGCCACAUUCUGCCCUUGGACCCAGAGCAAUGUGGACUAAGACAACAUAACUAUCACAAGAAAAAUAUUGGGGAAGGGUCAAGCAUCUGCUUUGCAUGCAGAAGGUCCCAGGUUCAAUUCCAGCAUCUCCAGGUUGGGGUGGAGACUCUUGCCUGAAACCUUGGACCGCCAUGGCCAGUGACUGUAGACAACACUGAGCUAUGUGGACAAGCAGUCAUAACUCAGUGUAAGUUAGCUUCCUAUGUUCUUAUGCAAGUAUGUAUUUCAUUUUUGUUAGCUUAACAGUUCAGCAUUUGUCUAUUAAAAUGGCCACUUUGGGCAUAACUUUGUCCUUCUGUGACCUAAGAAAUUCUAGAGUUUAUUUUUUCUAGAGAUUCUUAGUAUUAUAAUUUUGAUAAACAAGCAACUAACUUCUGAAAGCAAUUGCUAAACUUUAGGACAGAAGGCAUGUUUUAAAUUUUGAGAGUUCUAGGGGCACCAGUCACCAGGGUUGAUUUGAUUUAAAUUUGAUUGAUUUAAAUCAUGAUUUAAAUUGCUUCUCUGAAGGACUCAGUUUUAAUUAUUUAAAUCACAGUUUAAAUCAUUAGUGAGGAUUCUAUUUAAUCAUCAUUUUAGUAGUACAUUAUUAAUAUAACCUUAAUACAUAUUCAGAGAUGAAGGUUUCAAUUGAAAGUAGGUACACACUAAGCAAUUAUUCUGAAUUGUUUUCAGAUUAAUUUUCAUCAAAAAAUGGGAUAAUUUGGUCAUUUUAGUUCUAAAGCAGAAUGAACUUGUGAAGUCAUUCAAGAGAUGAACCAGCUCCAACUGUUAAAUUUAUCAUGAUAUUUUUGUCAUGCUGAGCCAGAAUCACCACUGCCAAACAGGCUUUAAAAAUGUACUAAUAAGAUUGUUUAUUCUUCUUCAACAAACAACAUUAACAAAACAUGCACAUGGAUUUUUGAAUGGUUAAGUAUUUCAGUUUAGAUAAAUGCAAAGUUCUUCAAAAAUAACGGAGGCAAUUUCAACAAAUCAGCAUGAGAAAUUUAAUUGGGCGGUACAGUUAACUGUCUUCUUCAUGUUUGUUUGCCUUGUUUAUUGUCUGGAAAAGAAAUACAAGCUUUUCUGCUUUUUCAGGUCCCAAUUUAUUUCUCAAUUUAGAAUGAAUUAGUCUAAAGGAAGAAAAAAAUAUCUCUACAUCUGCAGAAGCAGCAACUGCUGUUAAGAACUGGGUUACCACUUCAGUGGUCUCCCCCUUGUUCAGAUCUACUCCACCUCCCCAAAUUCUCUAUUCCUUGACUUUCUCUAUCUUUGUACUUAGAGAGGCAAGGCCUUGAGAGCGAUAUCAUGCACUUCAUGUACACCACCUGCAGAAUAGGACUGAUCAGGUUAUCUCCCAUUUUUUAAAAAAUCAUUUAUUUUUAUCAACCCUGCCAGUCACAAAGUGGCUGCCAGGGGCACAUGGCAUAACACAAAAUUAGAGUAGUCAUGGUGAAGCUUUUCCCAUCAUUGUAUUUCCAUACUAGAAAAGCUUGACCUGAUAAAUUUCUGCCUGCCACACAGCUGCUAAAGGCACAAGAACCCUGUGCCAACCCUAACCAAAGUCUAAGCUGCCAUCCUGUACCCACUUAUCUGGAAGCCCCAUUACACACAAAGAUUUAUGUCUGAGUAGACAGGUAUACUAUUGUACUGUAAGUUAACUAUACAGUGAGUUCUUACUGAGUCCCUGGUCUUUAGUUACCUGCAGAGCAGAAGUCAUGCCUAAGCCUCUUUGCAAAGUUUUCACAUUUUCCUUUGAGGGAGAGGCGUAUUCUUUUAACACUGACCCAGACUUAGUGUGUUGUAGUAUUUGCAGAAAAUAAUUUCUAGGCACACCUCAUCUCAGGCAAACCCAGCACAGGAAAGAUGCAUCUCCUGAUUGCUAGGGAAAAAGGAAGGGCAAACUACAGAAAUUCUGAGGACUGGGGAAAAAAUGUCAGAAGCAGGAAAAGUGCACUAAAAAGGAGGCCAAAACAUUUUAGUUUUUCUUAUAUAUGUCUUAAUCUGGUUUUAGAUUGUGGAUUUCUAUUUAUAUCUUUUUUGUAUUGCUUUAUGUGAUUUUAUUGUAUUCAUUUAUAUUGUUGUACACCGCCCAGAGAGCUGUGCUAGUGGGGCGGUAUAAAAAUUCAAUAAAUAAAAUAAAUAAAAU